Molecule: messenger RNA, 1114 nt
Organism: Silurus meridionalis
Lineage: Eukaryota; Metazoa; Chordata; Actinopteri; Siluriformes; Siluridae
Gene: ccnd3
Product: cyclin D3
Exons: 5
Coding region: 89-985 (298 amino acids)
Biological process (GO): regulation of cyclin-dependent protein serine/threonine kinase activity; mitotic cell cycle phase transition; positive regulation of G1/S transition of mitotic cell cycle
Cellular component (GO): nucleus; cyclin-dependent protein kinase holoenzyme complex; cytoplasm
Molecular function (GO): cyclin-dependent protein serine/threonine kinase regulator activity
Source: RefSeq, a predicted model, not a curated record
AAAGGUAGAUUGAGCGAGUGAACAGGGUUCAUCCAGCGGUGAACUGGAGCAAAGCUUCACCGCACAGCUGACGCAUUUUCACGCUCCAAUGGAUCUGACUUGCCGGGAAAACGUGCAUUUCUCCCAAAAUGAUAAGGAGUCGGUAGGCCCUGUCCUUGCUGCCUGCGACCCGGUUCUGCUCAGAGACCCCCGGGUGUGGAGAAACCUGGAGGUCUUAGAGCAAAGCUGCACCAUUUCAGGCUCGUAUUUUGGCACCGUGCAGAAAGAAGUGCAGCCGCGAAUGAGAAAAAUCCUGACCAUGUGGAUGCUAAAGGUGUGUGAGGAUCAGAGGUGUGAGCAUGAGGUGUUUUUGCUGGCAGCUCAGUUUGUGGACAGGUACAUGGCUCAGUAUCCCAUGGACGUAUCCAAUCUGCAGCUGCUCGGUGCCGUCUGCAUUUUCCUCGCCUCCAAAAUCAGAGACACGUCUCCUCUGAGUGCCACGAAGCUCUGCCUCUACUCCGACAACACCUUCUCCAUUAUGGAACUCCUGGAGUGGGAGAUCGAGAUUGUGUCUAGGCUGAACUGGGAUUUGGCCUCAGUGCUGCCCUCAGACUACCUGGAUCCCCUACAUCACAGCCUUCCCAUAAUUCCUCAUGACAUCUCAGCUCUCCUCAGACACACACACUCAUACAUUGCUUUAAGUGCUACAGAGUUUACAUUUUCUACAUACCGUCCCUCCGUUAUUGCCUGUAGCUGUAUAGCUGCUGCUAUUCAGCAUCUGAACCUGCUGGAUGGCGGCCUGUCAUGCGAAACUCUCCUGCAGCUCAUGGCUAGCACCCUAGACAGCGACCUGGUGUCCCUGUGUAACUGUUAUACCGCCUUAGAGGAGAUUCUGACUACAAACUUGCCCCUAGACUUGUGUGUUUCAUCUGCUCGUGAGGUCAGCAAAUCACCUGUUGAUUUCGAGGGAGUCCGAGUGUCACCUCAGACCUUUACUCACCUCUAAACCAAAACCUCUGUAUAAAAUGUGUUGUUUUAAAAAGUUUUUUGUGUAUGUUAAAGUGCAUGUUUUUUUGCAUGGUGUUCAGAUAUUACAUUUUUACCUAAAUAAUAAAGAAUCGAUCUGUUCAGUUCA